Echinostoma caproni is the source of this 642-nucleotide messenger RNA. Lineage: Eukaryota; Metazoa; Platyhelminthes; Trematoda; Plagiorchiida; Echinostomatidae. The record is from the annotation of a GenBank genome assembly.
AUGCCCUUAGCCAUAGCUGUGGUCACCAAAGCCACUGCCGUAUCUCAAGUGCCCAGUGCUUUGCAAGGCCUCUCGAAACCUCAUGGCUUUUUGCUCACUCGACUGCGCAUGUUAGAGCAAGCGCUUGUGGUGGAACAAGCCCUUCGUGAAGUGGCUCGUGCUGCGCUCUCCGGUGGAGAUGGAUUGCCCAGUCCACCAUUAUCCCGAGUUCAAAAUCUCACCGUUUGUCUGUCCAACAAACUCGCCUCUGCUGGACCGAGAAAGCGCAUCGCUUUACCGAAGGAUCCAUAUGCACGCGAGGCGACGCGCCGUGCCGUUAUGUCGCUCCAGGAUGUACUGGAAGAUUUUUACGCUGAUCUGCCUGGCUUACCGGCUUUCGUCGUGUACACUGAAACUGAUGGCAAUUCCAUGAGUAAUACUGAUACAGAUGCGAUGGACGAUAGUCACAUUGUUGACAAUGCUACUGGUGAUACACAUGACACUCUGACUCGUGCAACAGCUCGUACUUCAUCCCCCUCGAUCACCUCUCGAGUGAGACAGCCUGCUCAACCCUCAAUGUUCAUUGAAAUUUCCGAUGACGAAGAUAAUGAUGUGGACCAUGGUGGUGAUAAUGACGGCAAUCCUAUCCACGUCAGAACUUAG